UCUCUCGAGCAUUGAGCAAAGCAACCAAGCAAGCGGCAGCAGAGCGCGAGUCAUGCGACCCACACCGCCCAAAUCCUCGGAACGCAAAGCUCCCCGCUACUACUCUACUCUCCUACUAGUCGUCUACUACUCGGCCAGGUGAGGUGCCCAACCACCGCCGUGGUAGCGAGCGCGCGACAUGGCGGCGGCGGAGGUGAGGCACCGGACGGUGGAGGUGGCAAGCGGGGUGCGCCUGCACGUGGCGGAGGCGGGCCCGGAGGACGGGCCCGCCGUGCUGCUCGUCCACGGCUUCCCGGAGCUCUGGUACUCGUGGCGCCACCAGAUGCGCGCCCUCGCCGCGCGGGGGUUCCGCGCCGUGGCGCCCGACCUCCGCGGCUACGGCGACUCCGACGCCCCGCCGGGCCGGGACUCCUACACCGUGCUCCACCUCGUGGGCGACCUCGUCGCGCUCAUCGCCGACGUCGGCCAGCCCCGGGUGUUCGUGGCGGCGCACGACUGGGGCGCCGCCGUGGCGUGGCAACUGUGCCUGCUCCGCCCCGACCUCGUCACGGCGUUCGUCGCCCUCAGCGUCGAGUACCACCCGCGGAACCCCACGAGGAGCCCCGUACAAACCCUCAGGGCCGUGUGCGGGGACGGCCACUACAUCUGCUUCUUCCAGAAACCUGGAGUGGCCGAAGCUGAAUUUGGUAGAGGUGAUAUAAAGUGUCUCUUGAAGAAAUUCUAUGGAAUGCGCAAGGCAGCACCUCUGAUUAUACCCCCAGGCAAGACUUUAUUUGACUCAAUUGAUUCAGAUGGUACUUGCCCUGCAUGGCUGUCAGAAGAAGACAUUUCCUACUAUGCCGAGAAAUUUGAGAAGACUGGAUUUACUGGAGGAUUGAACUACUACAGAUGCAUAGACUUGAACUGGGAGCUGACUGCACCAUGGACUGGAGUUCCAAUAAAAGUUCCGACAAAAUUCAUCGUUGGAGAUCAGGACCUUACGUACAACAUUCCAGGUGUAAAAGAUUACAUCCACAAGGGUGGUCUAAAGGCAUGUGUGCCAAAUCUCGAAGAUGUGGUUAUCAUGGAGGGUGUUGCCCAUUUCAUCAACCAGGAGAAGCCUGAUGAGGUCUCCGACCAUAUUUGCGGGUUCUUUAGCAAGUUCUGAUAUGUGCAAAAUCUCUUGGAGCCUGCUUGCUAAUUGUACUGUAAAAACUAGAACCAUUAUGCCAGUACUGAUAUCUUCCAAAUAUAUUGUGAAUUUCAAAAUCAAGCAGUUUCUGUUCACAUGGCCGAUAGUGUGUCAUAACCAGUUUGGAUUGUGGACUAAAGGCGAUGAAGAUUGAAGAAUGGCUCUCCUAGGCUCCUAUAAAGCUAUGUGAUGUUAUAAGUUUUUUUUUUUCGUUGGGGAAGCUAAAUAUUCCAGAAAAUUUGAAGGAAUCCUGAAUUUGCUGGGAUUAA
Molecule: messenger RNA, 1440 nt
Organism: Oryza sativa Japonica Group (Japanese rice)
Lineage: Eukaryota; Viridiplantae; Streptophyta; Magnoliopsida; Poales; Poaceae
Molecular function (GO): hydrolase activity
Source: RefSeq, a predicted model, not a curated record